AUGUCUGGAUCCACUCUACCUUUUUCUCCGGUGACGAGCACCGACCACCGAGGCUGGCUCUGGAUUACAGUCAUUACCUGCACAAUCAUAUGUCCUCUACUACUACUUGGCCGAGGGAUAGUGAGGUAUAGAAAAUAUGGUCUCGAUGACCUUGCCGUCGUUCUUUCUUUUGUUUUUGUCAUGGCACAUUCAGCUCUCAUGAUGGGAUCGCUGGAGCUUGGAUUUGGAGUGUUGUUGACGUCUGAGACUGUAUCGGGUAUCCUUGAAGCUGCAAAGCUUCUAAACUGUCGGCUUUGCUACUUGUACGUCGCCUCUUGCCGCGGAAUUGCGUACGCGCGGAUAGUGCUUGUUGUUGUUUGGGGUGUCAUGGCCAUCUUGACCACGAACGCGGACUGCCAGCCCAGUCGUAUGUUGUUGGAAGCUAAAGAGAAUAGCUGUCAACACUUGGACACUCGUAUCAGCAUCACCAUGGCAUUGAGUUGUGCCACAGAGCUUGGUGUUCUUAGCCUUGCCGUUGCCUUUCUGAACCACAUGCAAGUGGAGCAACAGCAGAGAAAAUGGGCAGUGGUGGCUUUUAUGUUGCGUAUACCCAUCGCUUACCUCAUUUGCUAUCUACACUUUCUUUCCUCAGGCCACUCCAGCAUCUCCUUCAUCCCCGUUGCAAUUCUUCAGCAAGUCCUCUCUUGCUACUCUUUCUUUGCAUCCGUAUCCACCGCAUUCUUCCCCUUUCCCCUUCCUUCCUUGUCAUCUUCAUCUCCCUACUCUUCAAACUCUUCUCUCAAAACUCAGAGUCGGAGACGCAUGUCCACACCCAUGUCCUUCUUCGGCGACAAGAUACGCGGCGACAGAGAAGUGUUUUCUCACCGUGCGAGGGUGUUUGCAGAUGCCAAGGGCGUGCAGAGAAGGGAAAGUGAGAGANNAAAAGUCAGACGGCAGAGACAGAGGGAAAAGGGUCAUGUGAAGAGUUUGGGGAGUCAAGAGAGUCUAAAGGGGAUUGUUAGGGAGGAGACUUUUGAGGUGCAAGUUGUGUAG
Aureobasidium uvarum is the source of this 1032-nucleotide messenger RNA. The record is from the annotation of a GenBank genome assembly. Lineage: Eukaryota; Fungi; Ascomycota; Dothideomycetes; Dothideales; Saccotheciaceae.